GGGGUGGGAUCAGCUGGCAGAACAAGAUGGCUGCUCCCAGUUUGCUGUGAAGCUAUAGCAGUCCAGAGACCCUCCUGUCCUUUCACAAUCCUUUUAGAAGUCAUUUGCAUAGUAGAGGAGGAACUAGAAUCUUUGCUGAAGCAGUCCAGAGACCCUCCCUGUUUGUUUCACAAUCCUUUUAGAAGUCGUCUGCAUAGUAAAGGAGGAACUAGGACCUUUGCUUUCCCUGUGUUAGUCUGAUAGAACUUGGAACUUCAGCAACUCCCUAAACAUUACACCACCCUGUCUCCCAGUAGUUCCAGUCUACUCAUUGACUACCAGAGAAAGUGCAAAUAAAGGACUCAGAAGUUCAGCAUAACAGGCUGAUUUGAGAAAAGUCUGCAAGGAAGGCAUCUUUUUGCAUUCGGAGGCAACCCAAUACAAGUGGGAGGAGAUGGAAGAGCAGGACCCAGAAGGACCAGGAAUUGGCAAAAGAUCAAGGAAAGACCCCCCUCCCACCCAGGCGGGAACAGUCGUUGAAUUCUGGGAAAGUGCUAUGCCAGAGAUCCUACAUCAGGACACUGGGAUCUCAGAGAAACAUUGCCAGCAGUUCCGGCAGUUCCGUUACCAUGAGGCUGCUGGGCCCCGAGAGGUUUGCAGCAAGCUCCAUCUGCUUUGCAACCACUGGCUGAAGCCGGAAAGGCACUCCAAGAAGCAGAUCCUGGACCUGGUGAUCCUGGAGCAGUUCCUGGCCAUCCUGCCCAUUGAAAUGCAGCGCUGGGUCAGAGAAUGCGGGCCGGAGAGCAGCUCCCAGGCGGUGGCCCUGGCUGAAGGUUUCCUCCUGAGUCAGGCAGAGGAGAAGAGGCAGGCAGAGCGGCUGUUUCAGAUGAGGGGAACACCUGUGAAGAUGGAAGCGAAGUUCUUUGAGGAUGAGGGAUCUCCCAGGGAGCAACAGCAGAGGGCCCAGGUCCAAGAGCCUGCCCAGGAUGCCUUCUCACGUGGUGGUGAAGAGACAAGGUCAAGUCGUAGUCUUUGUGGAGGAGUAGAAACAGCUGCUGACCCUGCAGUCCAGUCUCCAGUUUCCGUUGAGGAUUUGGCCGUGUAUUUCACCGAGGCUGAGUGGGCCCUGCUGGAUCCAGGCCAAAGAACUCUCUACAUAGAAGUCAUGCUGGAAAACUGUGGGACCGUGGCUUCUCUGGAGAGUGGAUGGAACUUUCAGAUCAGACAUCCCUAUCUGGGUGCUAACAGAGUGUCCUCUAAUUCAGCAGCGGAGGAUCCACCAAAUGAGGACAAUGAGGAACUGCACCAUCUAUCACCAGUUAAAGUCAAGACUGAAGACUUGAAAAAGAACUUCCAGAAUCAAGAUGGACCUAUGAGGCAGACAGGAAGCCACACCAUUGAGAAGCAGGAUAAACCCAUUGCGUGCGGAGGGGGAGAUUUCCAUGAAGUAAUUCACGUGGUGGAGGAAAAAUACAACUUCUUGGAGUGUGGAAUGAACUUCUCAGAUGAAACCCAAUGUAAUAUCCACUUACAAAUGCACAGUGGAAGGAAGACCCAUAAAUGCUUGGAAUGUGGAGGAAGUUUCUUUUGCAGAGCAGAGCUCCUUAGGCAUCUGAGCACACACACAGGGGAGAAACCUUUUGAAUGCCCAGAGUGUGGAAAGAGAUUCAGUCGCAAUGGGUCUCUUCGACUGCAUCAAAGAACCCACACAGGGGAGAAGCCUUUUGAAUGCUCAGAGUGUGGAAAGAGAUUUAGGCAGAGUGGCACUCUGCGAGAGCAUCAAAGAAUACACACUGGGGAGAAACCAUAUGAAUGCUCAGAGUGUGGAAAGAAAUUCAGCUUGAGGGGCAAUCUUCAAAAGCAUCUAAGGACCCACACAGGAGAGAAGGCUUUUGAGUGCUCAGAAUGUGGAAAGAGAUUCAGUCGCAAUGGCAAUCUUCAGCAGCAUCUACAAACUCACACAGGGGAGAAACCUUUCGAGUGUUCAGAAUGUGGAAAGCGAUUCAGUCGGCGUGGCUAUCUUCUAGAACAUCUAAGAACCCACACAGGGAAGAAACCUUUUGAAUGCUUAGACUGUGGAAAGAGAUUCUGUCACAGUUCAACUCUUCAAAAGCAUCUGAGGACCCACACGGGGGAGAAACCUUUUGAGUGUUCAGAGUGUGGAAAGAAAUUCAGGCAAAGUGGCAAUCUCCACCAGCACCUACGAACUCACAGAGGGGAGAAGCCUUUUGAAUGCUCAGAGUGUGGAAAGAAAUUCAGUAGGAGUGGCAGUCUUCAGCAGCAUCUGCAAAAUCUUUGUAAGGAGAAACCUUUUGAACUAUCAGAGUGUGAAAAGAAAUUCAGUCAGCUUGACGUUCUUUUUUUAUGAGUUGGUCUUGUUUCAAAAGUUAGUGCUCAAGUGAAAAAAGGGGAACACAGUAGUGAAAGGCUAAGAAAUAAGUACAAAGAAAUUGUGUUCAAUAUUGCUACAAAAUCAUGCAAAAAAUAUUUGUACAAUAUCAACAACACAUAACAAACCAAUAACAAGUAUCAAAGAUCCAGGAGGCUCAGUUAUAAACAAUGUCCUUGAAAUGUGGCAGAAAAUCUUCCUCCAGGUAUUUUGCUGGCAAUAUUCCCAAAUAGAUAUAAUCUGAUGUAUAGAAGCCUCUUGAGAUAUACAAUGUCUGGAUGUCUUGGUGCGUUUCAGAGCGUAGCCCUUUGUCAGGCAGUCUUAUUCCGCUUAAGGAUAAUUCUAUUGGUCUAAUUAUUCACACUCAUACAAGAAAUUUUUUCUUUUUGGGGGUCCCAAUUCAUACAUUCUCACAGCCAUGCAGCUUCACAAAAUUCAAGUUCGGGUAGCUUCCCUUUGAUAUUUGUUAUUGGUUUGUUAUGUGUUGUUGAUACUGUAAAAAUAUUUUUGCAUGAUUUUGUGGCAAUAUUGAACACAGUUUCUUUGUAGUUAUUCAAAAGUUAGUGCAGCAUGUCUUCUUAAAAUUGUAUUUAAAGCUGUAAAAGAGAAAAUCUUCCUGCAGACUCUUCAGACCAACACCUCAUGCCACAACUCAUCCCGUGACAGAACCAGGCCUGCUUUUCCUACUUUCGUGAUGUGGGAUGUGGGUUAGUUAAUUGGGUGACUUUGGGUUCAAAUCCACACUAGACUUGGAAACUCUUUGGAUGCCUUUUAGCCAGUCGUAUUUUCAGAGUAAUGUACCUUGGAUGACAACUGUAAGCAAUGUUUCCUCUGCCGUGAAGUCUUUUGAGCUGAAAUUCUACUUACUGAGCUGCUGGCAUUAAAGUUGUGAGUGAGUGCAUAAA
Molecule: messenger RNA, 3273 nt
Organism: Heteronotia binoei (common prickly gecko)
Lineage: Eukaryota; Metazoa; Chordata; Lepidosauria; Squamata; Gekkonidae
Product: zinc finger protein 436-like
Exons: 7
Coding region: 434-2347 (637 amino acids)
Biological process (GO): regulation of transcription by RNA polymerase II
Cellular component (GO): nucleus
Molecular function (GO): RNA polymerase II cis-regulatory region sequence-specific DNA binding; DNA-binding transcription factor activity, RNA polymerase II-specific
Source: RefSeq, a predicted model, not a curated record